Messenger RNA from Bombina bombina (fire-bellied toad), 1091 nucleotides. RefSeq lists its product as uncharacterized. Lineage: Eukaryota; Metazoa; Chordata; Amphibia; Anura; Bombinatoridae. The record is from RefSeq and is a predicted model, not a curated record. The coding region runs from base 130 to 954 and encodes 274 amino acids. The transcript has 3 exons.
GUUCCAUUUGGUGUUUUAUUCAGCUUAUAGAUCUCUGUAUUGGCCAACGGAGGAAAGGCUUCUGCAACUGUAUAUCCAUCCAUUUUCUCAAAAGGUUCAUCAGUCAGAGGAAUGAUAUGAAUAUGAGCCAUGAACCAAGAUUUUGAGAGACACUUACUGAACCUCAGCAAGGAUCAAACAAGAGAAGACCCAGACCUACAGACAGAAUGGAAUGAGGCAUUAACCACAUGUUCUCUCACACUUAUGGACAUCGUUAUCAGAAGUAAAACCAAAAAGAGAGACAAUCUUAAAUCUAAAAUUGAUAAUAUCACAGUAGAUCUGAAGACCCUGAAAUCAGAUACUAAAUAUGGAGAAUUUAAAAGCAAUUUAAAAGCAAAAAUACAAAAAACAGAUGGAGAAUUGGCGCUGAGAAAAGGCAAUAAAUUUAACAGAGAUAUGGAGGACUAUUUGAAUAACAAGGUGUAUAACUGGUCAAGAUUUCAGAACAGACCAAGAAGAAGGUCCUUUCGCCCACAAGGGGGCAAAAAGAACCAAGUAUCAUCUGCAGAAAACAUUGCAACAGCUAAUCCUAAACCAAUCUUGAAGCAUAAAUCUAAACGAAAAGUGGCCUUUUCUUCAACUGAUACUUCAGAUCAGGAAUCAUAUAUAUCUGAUGGAAGCAUUUCUUCAGGGCCUGUGGGGCCAAGAUCUCUCUCUCCCCCCUCUCCACCACCUUCUCAUUCUACUAUUUCUCUUUCUUCUUCUUCUAAGUCUAUACUUCCUCCUUCCUGCCCCCUCUUGUCAUUACAGGUUCUGAGUGACAGUGACACGGAUGAGGAAGAAGAUACAGCUGUAUGUCCUAAAGAUAAAGAUAAAGAUACAUCGGCUGUCCCUUUAGGAGGCGCACAAGGAGGGCAGGCAGAAGAAUCAAGAAAAUCCCAAAGAAAAUCACACAAGAAGGACUAUCGGUAUUGAACCUGUCCAAACAGGAACUUACAGAGGAAGAAAAAUCACUACUGAGCAAGGGAAUGGGCUUUGCCCCUACGAAUACUUUUUCAGCUUUCAAAACUAUCAUUGACAUUAAUAAAUUUGUCAGGAAAUUGACAUUAAAA